AUGGAUGCUGAGGGAAGUCAGGUAGUUGCUAUCAAACUUGAUUGGUCCAACUACACAACUUGGGCUUAUUUGAUGAAAAAUUAUCUUAUUAGCAAGGACGCUUGGAAAUAUGUUGAUGGAACUCUUGAGAAACCGGUUGAAGGGAUUGAAAAUUAUGCAGAACUUUUAUCUGAAUGGGACACGGUCAAUGCUAAAAUACUCACUUGGAUUAACGACUCUGUGGGACCGUCAAUCGCAAGAGCGUUCACUAAAGUCAAUAUUGCUCGGAAGUACAAGUUGGAGAAUUUCUUGCGAGGAUUAGUUCAGGGCGACAGAAGCGUUCCAGAAUUUUACUCUCUGAUGACAAGAAUAUGGGAUCAGUUGGCUACGAUGGAGCCACCAGAAUUAACAAGUUUGGACUAUUAUGUAAAGUUCCGGGAAGAGCAACGCUUGUUCCAGUUCCUUGUGCCUUUGAAACCAGAAUUUGAGCCUUUAAGAAAACAGAUUUUGGUUAGGUCACCACUUCCAAGUGUAGCUGAUGCUGUGAAUGAGCUCAUUGCUGAAGAACCUAGAUUACCAAUAGGCAUUUCAAAGAAAGUGGGAAGCCAUUGCCGUGCUAAUCCUUGUCUCAUUCCAAAUCAAGUACUUCCUAAUGAGAUGAUAUGGGAAAUCCUGACAUAG
Molecule: messenger RNA, 660 nt
Organism: Coffea arabica (coffee)
Lineage: Eukaryota; Viridiplantae; Streptophyta; Magnoliopsida; Gentianales; Rubiaceae
Source: RefSeq, a predicted model, not a curated record